Messenger RNA from Pipistrellus kuhlii (Kuhl's pipistrelle), 14962 nucleotides. RefSeq names its product ligand dependent nuclear receptor corepressor (gene LCOR). Gene Ontology annotation, biological process: regulation of transcription by RNA polymerase II. Gene Ontology annotation, cellular component: nucleus. Lineage: Eukaryota; Metazoa; Chordata; Mammalia; Chiroptera; Vespertilionidae. The transcript has 7 exons. The coding region runs from base 232 to 5352 and encodes 1706 amino acids. The record is from RefSeq and is a predicted model, not a curated record. Gene Ontology annotation, molecular function: DNA binding.
AUCGCAGCCCGGCCGGCCGGCUGCGCGCGCCCGGAGCGGAGCGUGCACUAGGUCGCCUCCCGGGGCCACGCCGGGGCCACGGCGAGGUGAGGCCGGCGCCGCCCCCGCGCCGCCCCCGGCGGGAGGCGCGACGCCCAGGCGGCGGGUGCGUGCGCGGCCCCGGGGCUACGCGGCUGGGCGUGCGCGGGGCCGCGGCGGCGGAGGCUGGGCCGGCCGGGCGGGCGGCAGAAGAUGGCGAGGGUGUGUAGGCGGCAGCAAUGCUCCGUUGAGAAGCGCGGCUUUCGGCAGGAACUGGACUCCUGGCGCCACAAGCUCCUCCACUGUGUAGGGUUUGAAAGUAUUCUCGAAGGGCUGUUUGGACCUGCAUUUUUAAAAGAUCUCAGUUUACUUAAAGACUGUGAACCUGAAAGCAUUUCUGAUUGGACUUUUGAUGAAAAUUGUCUAUUCUGUUGCUUGAGAAGAGAUAAAGUAAAGGGACAUUUAGUCGGUCUGGAUGAACCAGCUUCGGGAGCUGGGCGGGAAGCUCUGCUUAAACAAGAGCAAGCAAAAAUCAUACGAUUCGAGAAACAAGCAGAAGAGUUCCUCAAUGCAGUCUUUUAUAGAAAAGUACAUUGUCCCACUUUAAAAGUAAAUAAAUCUUUGUUUACAGACAGUCCCUGGGUCUCCGACCCCAAUAUUCCCCUAGUGGCCCGUGAGAUCAUGCAGCGAAUGAUCCAACAAUUUGCUGCUGAAUAUACCUCAAAAAAUAGCUCUACUCAGGACCCCAGCCAGCCCAAUAGCACAAAGAACCAAAGCCUGCCGAAAGCAUCUCCAGUCACCACCUCUCCCACGGCUGCAACUACUCAGAACCCUGUGCUCAGCAAACUUCUCAUGGCUGACCAAGACUCACCUCUGGACCUUACUGUCAGAAAGUCUCAGUCAGAACCUAGUGAACAAGACGGUGUACUUGAUCUAUCCACUAAGAAAAGUCCAUGUGCUGGCAGCACUUCCCUGAGCCAUUCUCCAGGCUGCUCCAGUACUCCAGGGAACGGUGAGAACUCAACAGAUGCAAUAGCAGUAGAUUCUAACAAUCAGUCGAAGUCCCCUCUGGAGAAGUUUAUGGUCAAAUUGUGCACUCAUCAUCAGAAGCAGUUCAUUCGUGUUCUAAACGAUCUGUACACCGAAUCUCAGCCAGACACCGAGGACCUGCAACCUUCUGAUUCUGGAGCAAUGGAUGCAUCCAAUUGCAAUGCUGGCUGUGCCCAGCUAGGCACCAGACAUAAGGAAAAUGAUGCACUGUGUCUCGAGAUGAAGUCUCCUCAUUCUGUAGAUUUGAUAGACUCCUCAGGCUCUCACAGUCCUCCACCCUUGGCAGAAAAGGCCCUGAAGGAGCCUCCUCCUGAGACGAACUCUGUAGAUGGAAGAGAGAAUGCCUUGACUGAUGUACAGAAAGAUUCCUCUGAACUUCCAACCACUAAAUCUAAUUCUGAGAGUUCAACGGAUAGUUCCACUCUGGGACACCUUAGUACAUCUAAUUCUUCCCCAUUCAACCUCCAUCACACCUCUAAGAGUGUGGAGGGCCAAACCACUGGACAGGAGCAAGACACAAAUGUGAAAGCAUGUGAGGGUGGUAAAGACCAUAUGCCGAGUUCAGCUUUAGUAGAAAGUCUAGUUGCAGGAAAAUCGGCAACUGAAACUAGUGAGGAGAACACCUGUAUUGUUUCUCAAAGACAUUCAUUCAGAGCUUUAUCAGAAGAGACUUGGGACUCGGAGUUUACAGGGAAUUCAUCUAGAACUGCUGACAAAGAGAAUACUUUACAGUGUAGCUCCAGAAUGCCUUUGUGCCAGGAGUUAGAGGCAAGUGAACAAGAUUCAAGGCCAAAGCAAGAGAACCAUCUUCACUCACUAGGAAGAAAUAAGGUGGGUUACCAUUUGCAUCCCAGCGACAAGGGCCAGUAUGAUCAUUCCAAAGGUGGUUGGUUAGCCCCCAGCCCCAUGCCAGCUGUGCACAAAGCAUCCAGUGGACACUCUCGAACCAAGAUGUUGUCAGCCUCCAUCAAGACAGCUCGGAAGAGUAAAAGGGCAUCAGGGCUGAGGAUAAAUGAUUAUGAUAACCAGUGUGAUGUCGUUUAUAUCAGUCAGCCAAUAACAGAAUGCCACUUUGAGAAUCAGAGAUCAAUGUUGUCUUCUCGGAAAACAGCCAGAAAAAGUACUCGAGGAUACUAUUUCAAUGGUGAUUGUUGCGAGCUGCCAACUGUUCGCACACUGGCCAGAAACUUACACUCCCAAGAAAAACCAAGCUGCUCGACACUGGCAUCUGAGGCAGUGGUCACUCCCAAGCAGACCCUCAUCAGUUCAACCCCGAGACCUACGGCGGAUGUGCAGCCUCCCAGAGAGGACAACGCUGAAGAGCCUCGUGAAGAAAUAACCUCCCCCAAGGAAGGAGACAGCGACGCUUCAUCUGAGAAGAAAUCUCAAGAGCCUGAGGUUUGCCCCACAGUGAACCAACCCAAUCCAACCAGCUCCCCGAGGUCCAAGGAAACAACAGCCUCCAGCCCGGCAUGCCCUCCUCCAGCUCACCUUCCAGAAGAGGACAUGCCCGAAGGCAGCUCCAUGGUCGCAGCUCCCACAGCAAGUGGGAUCGCUUCCCCUGAACGAGACCAACACCCAGCUGAACGGCCUGAUGCGAAGGGGACGAGUGAACCUGAGGACUAUCCCCUGGCUCCCUCUACUGAGAGCUCUUCUGAGGGAGACAGAGAAGAUGUUGGGACUAGGCCUACUUCUUCUCCUGAAACAGUCAGAAGGGCAGAAAGUCCUCUGUGCUCAGAAAAUCAAAGUGCCCCCGUAAGCUUGGAGCCUCCCGCAAGCCUGGGAAAGGCUGAGGAUGAACAAAGCAUCAGUACUGAGGCUGAGACUGAAGAUGCCCAUGAGCUGGAUUCUGACCCGCUCUUGAAGGAAAGCAGCACUUUGACUAAGAAAAACCCCAGUGACAUUGAGGAAAGUAAAGCAGCAAGUGGUACAGAAAAAUUAGAGGAAGAAGGUGAUGAUAGAAAACAUUCUUCAGAAAAAGAUAUGUGCGAACAAACCAUGGACACACCUGAAGAGAACUCGGACAAGAAGAAAAAGGGUAAAAAAUGCCCUGAGGCCUCAGAUAGGUGCCUAAGAAGUCAACUUUCAGAUUCUUCCUCUACCGAUAAGGACCUAAGAAAUCCAAGUUCAGAUUCUUCCUCUGCUUGCCCUGAGGUCAAAGUUUCUAAAAACCCUGAUGCAAAAUGUUCUAAAAAAGAAGAGGACCCUGGUGAAACAACACCUGAGGACUUGUUGACCGAGAGUCUCCAUCCAAAAGCUCUGGAUGACAUCGAAAACCCAGAUGUCCAUGAAAAUUCCUCUGAGAAGGAUGCUGAGCAGGAGGGCGAGGAAGGUGGGAUCAUCACUAGGCAGACUUUUAAAAACAUGCUGGCCAAAGAGGCCAAAAAAGAAGAAGGAGAUCUUUUCCCCAACAGUGAUCCUGUUACCACAGUUGGCCAGCCCCUGCCUGGAGAGAGACUGGAAAUCUAUGUCCAGUCUAAGUUAGGUGAGAAAAGUGCCCAAGACCUCUUAGAAAGUGUUCCGUGUCCUUUCCCAGAGCAGUCAGAAGAGAAGCCAGGACCUGUUCCUGCACUCGACCUGGAGGAGGUUGUAAAUGAGAUGGACGGUGCAAACGCCCAGCAUAAAGGUGAUGAUCAUGAGGAGCCACCCAUCGUCCUCGAGUUGUCAAGUAGCGAUGAUGAUGCUGGGCCCUCAAAAUGGGUACCAAGGCUCACGAGACAGUCGUCUUCGAACUACAACCUAAGACAUGCUCAUUCUCUGGACUCCUUGGACACCACAAAUGUGACUUCAGAAAAGGAAGCAGCACAAGAAAACCUAAUACCCAAGGACAACGAAGCUUCAGAGAGUGAAGAUCCCGUAGAUGAGGACGAUGGGGAAGAAGUGGUCAACGAGCAGCCAAAGUUUAUGGAGUGGUGUGCUGAGGAGGAAAACCAAGAGCUCAUUGCCAACUUCAAUGCCCAGUACAUGAAAGUUCAGAAAGGCUGGAUCCAGCUGGAGAAAGAAGGCCAGCCAGCACCAAGAGCGAGGAACAGGUCGGAUAAGCUCAAGGAGAUUUGGAAAAGCAAGAAAAGGUCACGGAAAUGUAAGGGUGCGUUGGAAGCUCAAAAGUUUUCUCCUGUUCAGAUGCUGUUCAUGACCAACUUUAAAUUGUCUAAUGUCUGCAAAUGGUUCUUAGAGACAACUGAAACCCGGUCUCUGGUCAUCGUGAAGAAGCUCAACACUCGUCUUCCGGGAGACACACCUCCCGUCAAGCACCCUCUUCAGAAGUUCUCCCCUUCCAGCCUGUACCCCAGUUCACUGCAGGCUGAACGCUUGAAAAAACACUUGAAGAAAUUUCCCGGAGCUACUCCUGCGAAGAACAACUGGAAAAUGCAGAAGCUCUGGGCCAAGUUUCGAGAGAAUCCUGACCAAGUGGAGCCAGAGAAUGGCAGUGAUGUCAACCGAGGCCCCAGUUCUGAAGACAGAAAAGAGGAGAUCAAGGAAGGUAGAAGUAGCCAUCCUUCUACAGGCUCACCGACGCCAGCCAGCACCCGGAUCCUUAGGAAGUACUCCAAUAUUCGGGGAAAGCUCAGAGCUCAGCAGCGCUUGAUCAAGAACGAGAAAAAGGAAAGCCCUUCUGGUCUGGCCGUGGAAGGUAAGCAGAGCUGUAAAAGUGUGUGCAUCCACCCUCUGAUGUCCCCCAGGCACGCCCUGCAAGUGGAUGCCUACGGGUUUCCCAUUAAACCCAAGGGUGCUGAUGGAACCAAGGGAAGGAAAGGGAAGCAGAUGUCUGAAAUCUUGCUGAAAGCAGAAGUUCAGAAUAAGCGCAAGAGGACCGAAGGUGGCAGCACUCAGGACAGGAGGGACAAGGGAGCGGUGAUGAAAGCCAGCAAAGAGAAGCAUAUCGAUGGAGCCACCAAGACCCUCACUGCCAAGAAGCCAGCUGCAAGGGACAGAGGAGGCCAACUGCCCAAAAAGACAUCUUUGAAAGAAAAUAAAGUGAGGAUCCCCAAAAAGCCCUCUGGGAAGAGCUGCCCUCCCUUCAGGAAAGAAAAAGAAAACACAAACAAAAGACCUACCCAGUGCCCUGCCUCAGAGACAGCGACCAAACCUGCAAAGCCAAAGGGGGCAAGUGAAUCCGCUUCAAGGCCACCGAAAGCCGCGAACAGAAAGCAGAGCAGCGGAAAGGCUGGGGCCAGGCCCUUGGUGAAAACCCCGGAGAACAGCGCAGCCCAGAGAAAGAGAAAGCUGAAGGCAAAGCUGGACUCUUCCCACAGCAAACGGCGGCGGCUGGAGGCCAAGUGACGCCAGGGGCGGGAGCCAGGAGUAAAACUGUUCUGCAGAAGGAACCCUUUAUUUUGCAUUAACUGAAUCCGCUUUUAUAAGCUUAUCAAGCCUUUCAAACCUGCAGUUAAUGGAGAUGUCAGAAAUUGCAUCUCAGAUGGAGAAGGAGACUCGCAGUCUUUCUCCGAGGCUGAGUAAGGGAAGUUAUAUAUUAUAUUCUGGUUGUUCCUUGGGUUUUAAACUUGGAACCAAGCAGUUGUAGUUUUUAAAAGUACAGUGCCUUAUUUAUCCCUUUUGUGUUUAAAAUUUACAAAAGCUAAAAAGCUGAUCUAUGUGAUAAAGGCUUGUAUUUUAUACUUGAUGCACAAGCACUUGUACUGUAGCCGAGAAGACCACCGUCAUGCACAUAAAGUAGCUUUCCAGCAGCUCCCUGCAGUCCGUACGUGAGCAGACGCUCCUCUCUGCAAACCCCAGCAGUGAACUUCCCUCUCUGUCUGGUUUGUCUGUUUAAAUGAUAUUUGAAAGCUAAACCAAAUCAUUUUUAUGGUAUGUGGAGAAUGCAGAGGGCAUUUAUAAUUUUUGUAAAAGAUUAAUAUUUGUUACCCCUUUAAAAAAAAAAAUCAUUCAUUGUAGGUCACUCCUCCUACCUUUGAUCUUUUGUCACAUGGAGGAAAAAUGGAUUCUUAAUUAUGUGCCCAUGAGACAAAAGGUGUGUUGCCAGGUAUUGAUUUUGGCUUAUGACCUCUAAAAAUUAUUUGCAAUACUUGUCCUUACCAUCCUUUUCAUUUUGGGCCUUGAGCUUGCUAGCACUCUAACAAAGUUCCCCCCACCCCCGCUUAUAGCUGUAAUUUGCCAAUUAGGAUGAGAGUGACUAUGCUAAUUUUCUUUUUACCCUGAGUACUUCUAUAUUCAAAAAGAGCCAAAAUGUUAUUUCCAGUUGUAGAAAAGUUUAAUACUAUGUGUGUGUGCAUGUGCAUUUGGGUACAUUUGUCUCUGGCUGUUGGCCACCAAUGCCUCCUAACCCCAGUUCCACAGUAAAUUCUCUCUUCCCUGUGCAAUGUGCUACGGGAUUCGUGAACUGGGAGCCAAGGAUUUCUGUGAACAUCCUGCAAACCAUCCUGGCAUCAGGCUCAGAAAGGUCAAAAGAGCACAGAGUUAUGCAGAGGCCACAGCAGACUUGCAGUUGGAGGAAACAGCUCCAGUAUCUCAUGGUGGCCCCAUAUGGCCUGCACCCCGAUCUAACGUUCAUGCGGAAGUACAAGUUUAGAAUGGGAUCCGUUCUGAUUGGUUAGCACCGUACUCAUAGUUCAUGCUUGUACAAUAGUAUCACUCCUGCCUUCGCCAUGUCAGGCUCAAAAGCGAGAGCUGCAGUAUUUGUAAUUGAUGAUGUUUGCCUUUCCCAGGUGAAGCCUCACAGGGGUGCAUCGGCUUUGCCUUGGUGCCUAUAACAAUGCUCCAUUGAACAUCGUGUACUCAACAUUUCCAUUGGGCCAUUCUACAAACAGGCUUAGUUGUUAAAGCCUCAACCAGUUUCUCAAACAUGCUCUGUCACCAACACAGGCUUACAAGGACAGCUGCUUCUCUGUCCUUUCUGUUAAAAGUUGUUCCAUUUAGAUUGUUUCAGACCAGUUUAGAUAAACCCAGAUGGACUUUUUCAUACUUUAGUUUGUUUAGAUCUUGAUAAAACAGGCCUUCUGUCCAGUCUGUAAAAGGCUUGCUGUAUAUGUACAAUGAAAACUUCUGAUGAUUGGAUAGGCCUGGAAAAAAGCAUUUGAUUCAUGGGAAAUUGAGAGUUGUAUUGAAUUUCAUAGAUAGUGAAACCUAUCUUCAGUGAAGCCGUGAUAUGUAUUUUUUUCCUAAUGUCUCCUCUAUCCCAUAAGUCUCAUUUUUUUUUAAUAUAUAUAUAUCUUUGACUAUGGCCAUUGAAGAGCUACCUAUGUUAAUGAAACUGCUGAGUGUGUAUGUUGGCAACCUUUUCUCAGCAUUAAGUUGCACAAAAGCAUUAAUAUGUUUUGAGUAAGUUCGUUUAAUCUUUUAAAAGUGGUUUUAAAGUUUAAAAAAACCUUUAUGUAGAGUCGUCACUGGAUAUUGUUUUUGUGGUGACUUAUAGCUGAGGUUUGCCGAUGUCAGGUGUGCGAAUUCCUGUACAUGCGUUCAAGGUGCCCCCUUAGCUGCAAUGGACGACUUUGGAAGGGUGCUUGCAUUGUGUUAGAGGUGUGAGGCAGUAGGUGGGUGGAACUGUUCCAGUUCCAGAUUUAUAACUCAUUCCAUGACUUUUCUACGUUCUUUUUUUUGUUUGUAAAAGUUCAUUUCAAGAUAAUAGCCUUCUCUCCCAUUCUAAAAAGCAUUUGAGAAAAGUUCAUUGUGUGUGUAUGUAUUUAUUUAUACACUUAAUGUUAUGGAUCAUCUUUAAAAUCAACUUACACUUUAUGGUAGUGACUACACUUAAAUAGACUGGGAUUCUGCAUAAUUAUGAGAUUAAAAGUUUAGAUUUUUUUUUGUAUUUGUUGAAUCUUGUUUUUGCUGAUUCAGUUAAUUUUGAAAAGGAAGGAAGGAAGGAAGGAAGAAAAGAUUGAUUUGAGGGCUGUCUCUGAAAGGCCUUUUUACGCUUAAAGCCGAUGCUGUCCCCAGACACCUCCAAGCUCAGGCUUUGAUAUUGACUCAAGUCUCCCCUUGUUCCCCCCUCUUGCAAAGGCCUCUUUCUCAUGUAUGGCUUGCCAUCAGAUGCAAAGGCAGUCUGUCCCACAUUCUGGAUUCCAAAUCAGGAAGAAAUUCUGCUUCUGGGGCUGUGCUCAGUGAAGUGAUUGUCCUAAUGGAACUCAGGUGGAUGCCCAGAGACCACUGAGAGUAUCUCUUAGCUUUUGGAGAAGCUGGGAGAUGCCUGGGAAGCAUCACUGGUGCUCCACCCAGAGCUGGGUCCUCUUCUGCAGACCCAUCUUCUGUCCCGUGAGGCUCCCUGGGUCUGGGAGGACGCCAUGAGCCUCACCCUGGCACUUCCUCAGACAGCGCAGCGGGAAGACCGUGAUCCUUGGUUCUGCUCUGGAGGUUUCCUACAUAGGAAUGUUAAUAGCAUCUAUUGUGCAAUUGCUGGCGCCUUCCAUCCCUUAGGUAGCCAGUUCUGUUGUUUCUGUAUUUCAUUAAAGACUUCUACACAAGCCUUACCUUUAAAAAAUAACCUUGAGCAGUGGCUUCCAUGCCUCAUUGUUGCUGAGGUGGCAUAGUUGGAAAGGUGUAUCUAUCAUCCCUUCACAUAUGCAGUACUUUUCAUGCAACCCUCUGCACAUCACACACUUGGCAGGUGAGCCUCUCCCUGUUCAGACAGGUCAUCGGUAAAACACUUCCGGUUACUUUGAAUUGAAGUUUGGUCUCUGUUCUCCCUUGUGAUGGAUUCUGUGGUGAGGGCGGGAGCUGUCAUUCAUUAGGGGCAGCAUUCCUGAUGCUGGGUGGAACUAAGAGCCUGGUAGGGAAAGACUGCUAUGUGAUGCAGGCUGGUGAGGCUCUGGUGUCACCAUCAACAGGCUGGUGUUUUCAUCGUCCCUGGCACUGGAUUGGCAUUUCCCAGGCCUUUUGGUUUUAAGGCUCUCUCUCUGUUGGUUUAGAAACAAUUUACCAAGAGUCUGCAGAUUUGGGGCUUGUUCCUCUUUGGUAAAUAAACGUUUAUUGGAACAAAGCUACGCCCGUUUGUGUAUGGGUUGUCUGCAACUGCAUUCCAGCGAGUUGAGCUGCAACAGAGACCAUGUGGCCUACAGCCUAAAAUAUUCACUAUCUGGACCUUUAAGAAAGUUUGCUGACCUUGCUUGAGAAAAUAAUCCUUUUUCAGGAACAAAGCUUCCCUGAUGUAUCUUCUCCUUUCUUCUGCCUCUUUCCCUCUCUGUCCUUUUCUUUCCUGCCCCUCCUUAUCUUACCUCAACUUAAUUCUUCCUUUAUAUUUUUUAAUUUAUUCUUGCAACAAAAGAAGUUACUUCAUUGCUUUAACACACUGACUACCAUCUGUGAAACUUGAGCUACCUUAGCCUCCUCUCUUCCUUCUUAGACUCAACCAUCACAGUAAACAAAACGAGUCGGCCUGUGAGCAAAUAGGAAUUCAGAGUUCUAAAAUUAUGAGGCCUGGGUCUCUCAUUUCAUCCCCGGCCCCCCAUCCUCAUCCCAGGAUAUCCUUUUCUUUGAUCCUUAGAAAGUGGAAGGCAGGGAGGAGGUGAUUAGAUAGAGAAACAGAUCUCACAUCAACUGAUUGCCUUUCGCAUGCACCCAACCUGGGCCAGGGAUCAAACCUGCAAUCGAGGUAUGGGCCCUUGACCAGGACUCGAACCUGCAACCCUUUGGUCUUGUGGGCUGAUGCUCUAAUCACUGAGUAAACUGGCCAGGGCUCAUUUCACUAUCAUAGACCUGACACUAGACUCACUUCUUGUUUAUUUUUAAAGUAAGUCAAGAUUCUAUUUUUUUCCAAAUUAGUUGAGACUGCAUUUAGUUGGGUGUUCAGUUUUCUGAACCUCACAUUCAUAUGGAAAAAGGCUUCAGAGGGAAAACAAAGUCUAAUCACAAACCCAAAGCAUUGUUGAUUGUAUAAUAUUUUGGGCCAGCUUCUAGGAAAAUAAAACUAUAGGCACUGAUUUCCCCCCCCCCCCCCAAUUCCCAUACUCUUCUUUCAAAACAAUUUUAUUAAAGACAAGCCAACAAAUAAAAAAUGUAAGUAUGAAAUCAUGUUUCUUAUGUCCAUCACAUUAGCAAGGCAGUACCUGCCUCCGAGUGGUUAGUACUCUUCCCUGUGCAUGUUCGGGAUGGGGGUGGGGGGAUAAAAAGAUUAUUGUAUUUAAAACAGCAGAAUUGGGAAACCUUUGAGAUAGCUAUUAAUAUAAUUCAACCCUUGAGCUGGCUACGGGUUCAACCUAUGAACUCUUGUGAAUUCAUCUUCACACAUGGCUACUGUUUCACAUUAUCCCUGAGUAAUGUUUGUGUAUUAAAGAACAAGAAGCCCUGGCCCAUGUGGCUCAGUAGGUUGGGCGUCAUCCCAUGCACCAAAAGUUCGAUUUCCGGUCAGGGCACAUUCCUGGGUUGCGGACUUCAUCCCCACUAGUGGGUGUGUAGCAGGCAGCCAAUCGCUGUUCCACUCUCACAGUGGUGUUUCUCUUUCUCCCUCUCCCUUCCUUUUUCUAAAAGUCAGUUUAAAACAUUUUUUUAAAGAACAAGAAAAUACCCCCUUUUGUUGAUGGACUGUUCACUGAAUCGUAGACAUUCAGCCUUCUCUACAAGGAUACGCAGUUGAGGUACAAAGUCUUAUACUGAAAGCACCACGGUCUUGGUCAUGUGCGAGUCGGGCAAACAUUCCUCUGUGGCAGGGCUCAGCGCAAAGGGGUUCCCAGUGAACCGAGAGCGAGAACGGCGCCUCCCCAGCAGGCACAGGCCGAGUCCAUUCUGCCCCGUGGAGCCCUCUUCCUGUGCAGGGCACCUGCACGUUUCCCACUCCCCAAGCUUGGGUUGUCGUGAACAUAAAUGCGUGGUCUUUGCUUGUUGCAACCAUGAGCCCAGACCACCCACCCCCACCUAGCUCUUAAAAAUACCAGCAUGUCAGCAGCUUUAGGCGGAAGUUUAGGGCUCUCUGGGCCAGCGAAGCUGACCCAAUCAGGCCUGACUCACUUCCUGCUGAGGAGCCGCCUGUGGCACCUUUGUCUUCCCGCUCCUGCUCCUGCCACCAGCCCCCUUCCGGGAGGCGGCUCUCCGGGAAGUCUCCCUCUUCCAGGCGCUUCAUUUAGAUGUCAUGUUAGGAGCAUUUUUCCUUUCCUAACUUUAUUUUUAAAUUAGCAACUUUUCCACCCCAUUGUUUUCUGUCAUCUACAUAUGUCUUGUAGCUAAAGCUGUAGUGGUUGGGAGCUAGUUUGUGGAAGGGAUGCUAACCAGACAAGAUUUGCAUAAUUUUGAAUAUUUAUACCACAAGUCGAGAUUCCUUUUAGAGCCACUACAGCUUAAGGUUGUUAGUCUCACCAGUGGUUUCUGCAUCCUUAACAUUAGAUCUAGGAAACUGGUGGUGUUUCAAAUGCAUAUAGAGUAUCAGUUUAUACACAUGACUGUGGAGUUUAUUUCACUGUGUGAGUAGUGAUAUUUUCCUGUUCAAAUGUUUCUGUAGAAAGUAUUUAUUUUAGCAAAAAAAGUUAACUGUCAAAAGGGCUUUUCAGAAAAGUGUUCUUUCUGGCUACCCGUCCUCCCCAGCUACCGUGCUCAGCCAUUGAACCCCCAAACAACACAGCGAAGGCAGAUAGGUUGGAACCCUCACUGUUUUGGGGCAGACGUGACAUGGAUUGGGAACCCUGAGUGCAUGCCCCACUGUCACUCUGUCCCAGAACGAAGUAUGGCUGCGCCCCUAGUGGCCUCAGGGCUGGCCUCGAGCAGCCCACUCUGCAUACGUGGUUGGCACGUUCGCUUAGCAGCCUGUGCAGGAAAAGGAGCCUUAGUUGUAACCCCAAGGAAAUCCAAACCCAUACCUGUGGGCGAUGGAGAAACCACUUGUUGCCUAAAGAAAGCAUUAAGCUGUAUUUCAGUCUUUCUCGUGUUUGCGAAAGACACCAGUUCGCACCCCCAUGAACCAUGGAAGAUAAGCAUGUUUUCUUUCACACCUCGACAGUACUCAUGAGCAAUAUGGCUCUCUUCCUUUUCUCCCCCGUCCCUCUCCUUCCCCCGUCCCCAUCUCCGCAAGCAUCUGUGUAGUUGUGGGCCAGCCCCACCUGUGGCUACAGGACAAAACCAUCUGUUGUAAGAUGUGUGCAACUUUACUUCUCAGGAGUCCUGGUCUGCAGUUCAGAGCACCCUCAGACAUGAUGGAACCGAUGACUUCCGGUCCUUUCCUCUCCCCUGCGCCCCAUUCCUGGGCACUUGUGCUGAGUCACGAGUCUCAUUCUGUUGGAUUGAGGACAGCAGCUCGGGAUUGGACCACAGGGGAUUUUGUCAUCCAUUUGAAUCAUACCUUACAUACUUACUUAUGGCUUCCUUUGUCUUUUCCAAACAAUGAGGAAGACACUUGAACAGUAAUGCUGGAGAAAGUUUGUGUGUUUUUUCUAUGAUACUAUUUGUAAGCAAAUCUGAUUUUAAGAUGAAAUGUGAAUGGGUAACUACUUGCCAGGGAAUUUAGUACUGAACUAGACAGUCAAAACUUUUUUAUCUUUUACAGGAAGAAAUAAAUUUUGCUUGCAUUUCAAUGUUCACGGGAAGUAAUGUUGUAAAUAGUUUUUAAAAAAAUAUUUAUUAUGUGUGCUGUAUACAGAUUCCUGUCCGGAGUGAUGUCGGUUUGCAUGUAGUGCUGUAGGAGAAUAUAUUUUGAGCAGUGGACUCUUCUCAUGACACAAUUCACACAUGGAGAAAGAACAAAAAACCAGCAGGUUGAGAGCUGUUUGGGGCAUUUGAUUUGUAAUGUUACAUCAAAUCCAAGCUUUAAUCGCCCCCUUUUCUCAUCUGGUUAUGUUGUGUGUGUGUGUGUGUGUGUGUGUGUGUGUGUGUGUGUGUGAGAUAAACUGGUCAGUGGUCAGUCGCAGAUCUGCAGAGCAGAUUUCCAGGUGUUCUUUCUGAUGUGUUGCCUCCAAGCAAUAAGAUCCUAGGUAAUAACAUUUAUUCCGGGCUCCGCGUGGGCCCUUGUCUCAGAGGAUAGGGUCGGGGUAGGACAGCUCUUGCUAAGACCUCUUGCCUUUGCCUGAGAGGUUGCUGUACUUGAAUUUUUGCUUCUGUUUGUCUGCACACUCCUUUCAGUCAUAGGACUCUAGGAAUGGGUGAGAAACCUGCCGGCACCAGACAUCAAAAAUCAGGCAUAGAGACUGAAAAAGUGUCCAUAUUCCAUAAAUUUGUAAGGGCUUCCUGCAUCUAGUUGAGGCAAAGCUCACUUGGCUAUAGAGUAAAUGUAAGAACCAUUUACGUUAGAAAUUUAAAUGGCCAAUUUGAAGUCCUUUAACUAUGUCUGACCCACGCUGAGAAGCUAGCCCAGUUUCUGGAACCCUCUCCCGUGCCUGGGUCUGGAAUGUCUGGAGCCCCCUUCUGUCUGGGGUUCAGCCUUUUUGGUGCGUGCAGAGGGCAGCCGCUCCUCCAGGUCUCCCAGCGAGUCCAGCUCCACAGGCGUCCAAGCUGUGUUGCAGCCUCUCCCAGUGACCGUCCUACACGUCUACGAAAAAUACCCCAUACCCAAAUAACCAGGAGUAGAACAAUGUAGUUUUUUAGGCUUUUGGAAUAUGUCUUCUCUUUUGUAUUUAUGAUGGUGUUUGGAAUUUUUCACUAGUGUUUUUUAGAUUUGAAGUGGGUGCAUUAGGAUAAAACUUUCCAUUGCUGGGCCUAAGACAGCAAGCAAGAGGAAAGAAGCUGACCUAUGUUGUAUCGGUGGGAAGGUGACUACUUCAUGUGGUGGGAGGGCAGGGAGGGGGGGUGUAGAUUAUGUGAGAGUAAAAUAGAAUUCUGGGCUGAGGUGCCCCAAGUCUUAUUACUUUGUAAUAAAUAAUCCCCUUUCCAGCCUCACUUAAUCUCAAUAGAAGCCUGCUGUUUACCCUCAGGGAACAAGUAGUUUUCAAAAUUGAGCUCCUCCAAGGUCAUUGGCCCAUGCCUGUGUGCAGGCGUUCGUGGUCUUUAUAAACUCAUGGCAUUAUUUUCCCGUAUGCAUCAUUGACAUUAAGAAAUUCAACCCCAACCUGUACGAAAAGCACAGCCAGGGCACUCCUUCAGGCCAGAGUUCAUGCCUUCGAGGGGCCCGCAGGACCGUGCAGUUUAACUGAAGCUCAGGUGCCGAGGUGGGUUUUACUCUUUUUAGGACCCUUCCGAUGAAUUUAGGGCCAGGGCUGCUGAUCCGGCUGUGGAUCCAGGGAGUUCUAAGCUGAAUCUCUACCGUUCCUUUAAAGGUCUUUCUGGUCCCUCCCCGUGUUGUCAUUGCCAAGGUCAAUCUUGUAGUUGUUCUGAUGUGUUCCUCCUUUUUGCCGUCUUGUGAGUCGUAGCCAGUGAUCCAGAUGCCCAAGGAGAGAGUCUCGGAGGGCCCCGCCCCUUCCCGGUCCCCGUGUGUGCUCCUGACCUGUGUACCUGCGGUCUUUUCAAAAGCACUGAGAUGAAGAGUUCGGCAAAGGGUUAUCGGAUGACCAGCGUGUAUCUCUCGGGCCUGGAUUUCCACUAUGUUAGAGAGUGUAGGGAAAUACUGUGUUGUUUAUGGAUGAAAAUUCAAUGUAUGCUGUGAAUUUGUUGGUUUGAAACAUUGAAAAUAUUUCAUUAGACAAUGUUUACAUACCUCACCUGAAGAACCUUUGAGAGUGUAUAUAUGAAAUUUUAAAAUAUAUUAAGUUGCUUUAAAACAAUAUGUAUAGCUAUAAGAGUUGGAGUUAUUUUAACUUUGAAUAUGUACCAAGUCUCCUAAAUAUUGAAAUCUUGUGGACUUUUUGUGCUUCUGUGUUUUACUUUCCUUUUAGGCCGUGUAGGAAGCUCUGUUCUUGUUAUUGGUGAAGGGUCCUCACUGAAAUCCAAGCUUGGAAGGAUUUCCUUGGUUUUAGAUUUCCUCGUUGGUUUGAGGGGUGGGGUGUGGAGCUAUUGGAUGUGUGGGAGGGGUUACUCUAACCGUGACAUCUAUUCCAUGAGCUUUUUCUAGGCGCUUAUUUUAUUGCAGCGUAUUAAACUUCUUUGAUAU